Peronospora matthiolae is the source of this 1884-nucleotide messenger RNA. NCBI's taxonomy places the organism in Eukaryota, Oomycota, Peronosporomycetes, Peronosporales, Peronosporaceae. The record is from the annotation of a GenBank genome assembly.
AUGCGAUUUGGGGCGGCUUCUGGGCUGGUCAUUAAUGCUUCGAAGUCUGUGGCGGUUCCUCUGUGUGCCGGUGUGAGCAUUGACCCCACACUUUUGCACGGUGUUAAGCUGUUACAGGCGGGCGGGCGAGAGGUGCAGACGAAAGACAAACACGGUCAGGAGCCGAGCUCUAUUAGACUCGGCUUAAUCAUUCCCAGGGUCACGUUUCUCGCGAGACACUCGUGGCCUACCCGUGAGGUUAUCGACUCGCUACAGCUUUUGGUCAAGCGUUUUGUUUGGGGAUCGCGACAAGGUGUGCCAUCUCGAGCGUGGAUGAGUGAAACACAGGCCGGUUUACGUGUGUGUGUUGGGUGGAUUGCUAUCAAACAUGUAUCAACAAAGCUGCUUGCUAUGGCGGCCAAUGCGGUCGGUAAAUGGGCAUCUUUUUCGAAUGGGCCAGCUCGAGUCGCGGGUGACAUAUUGCUGGCAAGGAGAGCUGGAGUUGAUGUGUACCUUACUCCGGAUAAGCCAUGCACAACCCCUAACGUCCCUAUUGAUUUGUCUAAGGCUGGAUGUGUUGCAGCAACUGAGUCUCUCUUGCGUCGGCAUAUUUCAGCUGCCUACUGGGAGGGCGAUACGUUAACAUUUCGUAUCGAUACUGCCACGGUACAAGCCAUUGCAAGUAAAGCGGUCGGCGAGCAGUGCAUACGUGGAACUUUCUGCCACGAGUGGCUAGGUCGGGUGGGACUCGAUACGAGGCAAAGGUUGAUCAAUGGACGGGGAGAGGACGUCAAUAUACCUCUCCUGCGGCGUGGAGAACAGUGGCAAACGCUUCGUGAUCUCCUGACGUGGAUAUGGCACGGGGAUGGAACCAUCAAGUUCGAGCUUCAGCGUUCACGGUCACCGGCAAUUCGGCGUGCGGCCUCGGUCCUGUGCAAGGCGAUUGUGUGCAAUUAUCCCACGCUUUUCCUUCAACCGCGCUCACCAUCGCUAUUGAGACCGAUUGAUGCUAGCCCUUCGUCGAAUCUUUCGUGGCGCCUUUCUGAAAAUGCAAAGAGCACUGUCUUCUCGAAUAACACGAUCGUGUAUACAUCAGUCCCAGUCCAGUCGCGGUACGACUGUGAACUCCGAGCCCGUGCAGACAUCAAUAAGCGGGACUUCCGCUUUCAUGAUCAUCCUGCAUUGUCGCGACUUGUGCAGCUUCACACUGGGGCUAAUUGGCGUUUUAAUCGGGCGCGGUACAAGGAGGCUGUUUCCGGGCAGCGUGUGGCACAAGGGACUGUGGAGAGAGAUCGGGCAAUCGCUGUUCAAGCUACAAAUAAUAAGGACCUGCAUUGUGCACUAUCCCAGCUGGAUUGGCGUGACAUUCGGGCAGUAAAGGGAGCUGGGGCUUCUACGGUACAGACACUUUUUCGAUUGAAGGCCAACAAGCUGAAUUUAUGGAACUAUGUGCACAGUGAACGUUCUUGUCCACAUGGCGAGUGUCCCCGAGACGUACCUAUUAGCUUUCAACACGUCUUCUGGGAGUGCCCUAUUGCAAAGGCAGCAUGGAAAGACUUUGACAUUCGAUGGAGGCGUCUCGGCGACAACGUGCCUGCUAACCUUAUUGAAUCGUGCUUCAGUUUGGACCUAGACGAUACGCCGACACGUGCGUGGCGAACGGUAUGUGAUCAUGUUCGUGCUGCAGGUACCGAGCAUCGUGAUGUGUUGUACGAGGUUUCCAGGGAUUUGUGGAGACUGACGGUGGCGGCAACAAUUCAAGCCAUCUGGUGUGCGCGACUUCGUCUCCGCCACGAGCCAGAUGCGCUUCAAUCGACAUUGCGGGCGGUAAUUUGCGCUACAGUAGACAAUGCCUUGCGCGAUUUGGUUUCAUUGAGUUAUAAAUUCGACACGGAUAUUUCAUAA